Molecule: messenger RNA, 1983 nt
Organism: Ruditapes philippinarum (Manila clam)
Lineage: Eukaryota; Metazoa; Mollusca; Bivalvia; Venerida; Veneridae
Exons: 2
Coding region: 540-1703 (387 amino acids)
Source: RefSeq, a predicted model, not a curated record
AACGCGAUACAAUAACAUUAAAGCCGAUAUACAUGUAUAUUUAACCCAAGCACAUAUUUGAUCAUCCAAAAAGGUUGCUUUUUUGUGUCAAAAUAUAAAUCAUGCAGCAGACGAGAAAUUACAAGUGCGAGGAGUUAUAUUUUAUGUGUUUUUUAAAUUACGUUUUAUCAAUUUUAGCCAUAUUUUUCAAUUUACAAUUAUAAGGAAAUUCUAUUCAACAUCGACCUUCAUUCGUAAAACUAAAUUUAUCCAAACGUGAUGCACUUUCUGUUUAAAAAAUUCGUACCGAUUGAACUGUUUGACUGACACAUGGUGCAACAGACGAACACUGAAAACUGAUUAAAGUCGUUUAAUGAUUAUUUAAGUGAACGAAAUUAUGUUUUGAAAUCAAAACGUUGCAUGGAUGUAACAUUUUGCUUAAUAUUUAAUUACAGUGAAUGACGUUUUACAUCCGGUUUUGUAGGAAUUUCUGAAGAGUACUUUCGGUUUUAAAGAAUCUCUUAACCGUACGUACUUUUGGUUUGACAAGUGGCAGAAGCAUGGAGAUUGUGCUUGGAUGCCACAUACAUUUACAGUUUUAUUUGAUAUUCAGCCUUUUUGGAAGUGUGGGUUCACCAUUACAUAUGUAUGAACAACUUCUUUCUAGUGGACAUAUUGAAAAGGCAAUACAAGCCCCGGUUGGUGGCUUCUCUCUGCCCAGUGGCAUGGCGAUUCAUCAUGACUUCAAAGACGCAAAGAUGCACGAUUCUGUUGAACUGCUGAGAAUAAUGUUUGACCAGAUGGCGACUAAAUUCUACAAAGCAGUAGUGUUAGAUGGGAGUGAUCUGUUGAAUCACCAUAAAAAUAUUUUUUCGGCUACGUCCGUCUCUGAACUCGACGUUAAUCGUAUGUCUGUUACGUUACGUGGAGCUAAACGUUCAUUUAAAGGAGUGGAAGAUAACAUGAUAGGGCUGCAAUCCGAGGUGCACUACCUUAUUGAAAGUGUUAGGAGUAGAAUCCUUGAACUUAAAGACGAAAUUAAAAGUUUCGAGGACAAACAGGAAUCAAUGGAACAGGAAAUAGCAAUGAUGGAAACAGAAAUACAAGAAAGUGAUUCAAGCGCUCGUGAAUAUGACAGGUAUGCCGAUGACAUGGAUUUUCUUGCUCGUAAAAAGAAUAGAGAAGCCGAGGAAGCUGCUAAGUGGGGAAUUGGAGAGUUAGCAGCAGCUGGCGCAGUGGCGGUUGGUAUUUUUACUGGCGGACUGCCUCUUCUUGCAGCCAUUCCCGGUGUUGUGCUUGGGGGCGCCGGUCUUAAAAACGUAAAAGAUCAUAUGUAUUAUGACGGACAAGCGGCAAAUUAUAGACAUGAUGCUUAUAUAUAUAGGAUAAGGGCAAAUGGACUACGCGAGAAUGUUAAAAUGAUAAAGAGAAAUAUAAGUAAUUUAAAAUUGGAAGCUAUCCAUGUUAGACAUGAGCUUCAACAGCUUGAGUAUGCAUUGCGAAGAGUGAACGACCUGUCUAAUUCGUUACACGGUUCAGUCAAAGGUACAUACGAGGUAGUUUCCAUGCUGCAAAAUAUGGAAAUUGCAAUUGCAAAUGCUGAACUUGAUACACAAUCUAUCAUUGAAAGGUUUAAAUACAUUCCAAAUGUUAUUAAAAGGGCAUCUGAUUCCAUGCUUAAAAAUACAAAGAGUGCUUGGAUCAGUAUCCAAGAAACUUCUUAAGUUGAAGCAAAAUCUUCUAACUUGAACGCUCUGCAACAUAUUACAAUUUCACUAGAGUGUUCUAUUAUUUUAUCUAAAUACUAGCGUUGAUUUACCUCAUUAUAUAAGAUAUAACUGCCGUUCCAUUAAAAAUCAACAUUUACUUAAAUUCAAAAUGUGAUCACUUUUAAUAUUAUUAACGUUACAUUAUACGGUUUCUUGGUAAUAAUUACAUUAUACGGCUUCUUGGUAAUAUUUACGUUAUACGUUUAUAUUUACAUUAUAUGGUGAUGAAACUGUU